Molecule: messenger RNA, 3005 nt
Organism: Papilio machaon (common yellow swallowtail)
Lineage: Eukaryota; Metazoa; Arthropoda; Insecta; Lepidoptera; Papilionidae
Product: integrin alpha-PS3-like
Exons: 24
Coding region: 54-3005 (983 amino acids)
Biological process (GO): cell adhesion mediated by integrin; cell-matrix adhesion; cell-cell adhesion
Cellular component (GO): external side of plasma membrane; integrin complex
Molecular function (GO): integrin binding
Source: RefSeq, a predicted model, not a curated record
UACGAAGUCAAAUCGCUGUCUAAUGUAGUUCAAAGUUAAUUUAAUGCUUUAAAAUGUAUUUGAAAUCUUUAUAUAUAUUGACUAUAGUAAUUAAUAUGGUUUUUGGAGUGCUUUUUCACGAGCCAUCGUCAUUAAAAAUAAUGCCUUCGGAAGAUAUAGAAAAUAUGGCAUUUGGAUUUUCAAUCGGUUAUCAAAAAUCCGGGAAACUGGUAAUCGGUGCACCGUAUAGCGAUCUGAACGGACGAGUGUAUAUAUGUGCUAUUGAAGAUAUAUUAAAAAACAACGGCAUCUGUGAAAAAGCUAACAUAGACGUGGAAAGACUCACCGUAAACUCUACUAGAGAAGAUUAUCCCGACCGUCAUUACUGUCUUGGUGCAUCAAUUACUGCAACGGACGACUACUUCUUGACUUGUGCCCCAUUUUGGAAGUCAUCGUAUGAUAAAAUUCAGCCAGUCGUUACCUCCAGCUCCUAUGGUACUUGUUUCAUUUACAAUGGUACAGCAUAUCUUUAUAAUGGACCUUACGAACAAUUCAUCAAAAACAAGAUCAAUAGACAUUCUUUUGGCAAUGGACUUGGUUGGACUUCAUUGUAUGAUCAAAGUAAUAAUUUAAUACUAUUAUCCAAGAUAUUUGACAGAGGCUACUUCAGUUAUAUUUCAAGCGAAGAUCCUUUAAAACCUUCAUGGUCCAUAGAAAGCAUUGGUGGUUCUGCCUGGUUCCAAAGUAUUGUCAAUAAGUUCCGCUAUGUUGGGUCUGCUCUGGCAUCGGGAACGUUCUUUUAUUCUGGUAUUAAUCAAACAUUGUAUGCAUUUAGUAUGCGAACAGAUGACACAUACGGAAAGAUAUCAUUUUUGCGAUAUAAAAAUCAAAAAUUGUAUUUGGUGCCACGCAUCAGCAUCGAUUUUGAAGCGAUUAACACAAUGUUCGGUUCGGCGAUGCUCGGGGCAGAUAUUAAUUCUGACGGAUACACGGAGCUACUGGUGGGAGCGCCUGCCUUUUAUGAAGACGAUGCCUAUGAAACAGGCGCCUUGUACAUCUACACAGGUGGCGAUUUGGCCACUAUUGGAAGCAGGAACAGAACGCGGUUAAUCGUUGGUAAUAAAGUGGGUGCGAGGUUUGGCAGUGCUAUCGCUUCGACCGACGUCGACGGAGAUGGUUUCCCAGAAGUGAUUGUGAGUGCUCCAUACGAAGACUUAGGUAUUGGCGCUGUAUACAUCAUAUAUGGGAAAGAAUUGAACAAGAAAUGUCUGAAAGGCAAUGACUUUAAGGAAACAAUGUACCUCUCGCAGUUCGUGUCGACACAAAGAAUUCAGAAUGUUGACUUCAAAUCUUUUGGAGUCACGCUUCAAGUCAUCAAUGAUGUAGAUAACAACGGUGCCGAUGAAUUGGCUGUGGGAUGUCCUGAAAGCUCGCGUGUAAUUAUGUACCGAGGCGUCCCUUCGGUAGGUGUGACUGUAACUUCACACCUCGUCGGUGAUCAGGUGGUUCGCAUAAAGGCCAAGAAUUUUACGGUCCGAGUGGUGAUUGAUAUAAAUAUUCAUGAAAAGCCACUGAAUAUCACUGGAAAUUUAUUGAUUGAAAACAAUGUUGUGGGGGAUGGUGUACAAAUAAGAUACGAUCAAGAAUUGAAGACAAUUAGUUUAUCACGAAAUAAAACAAAGUGCGUGAUUGAUGUUGAUGUUGAUAUCAGUAAUGAUGAACCUGGUACUUAUAAGUUUACGACUUCAGUAAAAUUAGACGAGGCAAUGUUUCAAAAUGACGCAUUCAAUCCGUCAUGGGUGGCAAUAUAUCCAGAAAAUCCUACGUCAUCUCUGGACAUUGAGCGGCGAUGCUCAGGCGAGAGCUGCUUACCGCAAUUAAAUAUGACACUGGAAUGGUCUGGAAGUAAAUCUUACAAGUUGGGAUCUACAAAGUCGGAGCAAGUGAUAAUGCAUUUUAAAAACCACGGCAACAAUUCGUACGUGCAGACAUGCGUUUAUUUGAGGAUCAGUGGAGGCCGCGUAGGGAGGAAUACUUGCGACGAACAGGACGGAACAUAUAAGUGCUUACUACCAUUACCGAUAAAGAGAAAUGAAGAGCAUAUUUUAACAAUCCCUAUAGAUAUGAGUAGUCCGACAAAUGAUUUGAACACUUUAGUGGUCGACGUGAAAUUCUACAACAGCAGUUGCGUUAUGCAAACCGAAUACCAAGAGACGCAGCUAGUCGUACCUUUAGAGUUGAACGCCGAAGGCAUUGCUAUAAACGGUGCAUCACGUGAUCGAGUGGUUACCGACAGCGACGUAAUGGAUAAGACAGUGGAAACUUGUGAAAACUUCCAAGAAUAUGCGAUUAUAAACAAUGGCAGCAUAUUGUGGAGACGUGUUCGUGCUAUAAUUAAAUGGAAGAAGCAAAUAUUUAUUAAAGAAUAUAAAAUAUUUCAAACUUCCGUAACGACGGACUGUGUCAGACAAGACACGAGUGAGGAAGUGACAUACGUGUGUAUGCUAACCUUAGAACCGAAUUCCAUAUUCAAAAUAAUUCCAACUACAAUUAUAAUGGAAAACGACGUUGAGAAAUAUCGAGUUGGAAACACGCUCAACAUAUCUUCAAGUCUAGAGUUAUAUUUGCUUCCCACAGAAGAAAAGAAAGAGUUUUCAUUAACUACAGUUAUAAAGUACCACAAGGAGCUAUCAAUUGGACAAAAUAAGCCAUUAAUAAUAGCAAUAGCGGUUAUAGUGGCUUUAUUAAUAUUAGCUCUAGUCAUUUAUAUUCUACGUAAGAUUGGCUUCUUUAAAAGAAACACAAAAAAGAAAUUAAUACAAGAGAAGAGGGAAGAUGAAUUAAGGAAAAGUGUGAAACGAAUGGCGCCUUCUGGAGCAAACGAUGCCAGUACGAGCUCGGGUAGCACAGGACUUCAUAAUAAAGCCUUAGAAUCUACAGAAAUACCAUUCAAGUCAGAAUGCUCAGAUAUAGAAAUUUGUGAAGAAGACAACCUCAUCAAGACACGGGAAGUUGAAGUUCAUUAG